UUCUUCUUCUUCUUCUUCUUCUAGCUUCCGCAUCCUUCGGACAAGAGAGAAGCCCAAACAGCAAAGGAAAAAAAUAUAAAACAAUAAUGGAGAGUCGAAUUCGAAAGAGAGAAGCACGCCAUACCUGAGAGAUUCGUGCGUAGAGUCAACGAGUUGAAGAAACAUUUUUGUUUACUAAUUUUAAUUAAAGAAAUUAAAAAAAAAAAAGAGUGGUGGUGGAGGAGGGUGUUUGAUGGGUGCUAGUCACAGCACCACCGUUAAUAAUAGUCAUCAUCAUCCUCAUUCUCGGAAUGCUUCUAAUCAUCUGAUCACCAACAACAACAACAGCAAUAACAGCUCUCGUCACUGUGGUUCUACAAGUGAUCGUUUAUCUGUUACCAGUUUACGGUCUCAGCUCACAACCAUUUACAGAAACGAAGAAGAAGAAGAGGACGAAGAGGAAGAAGAAGAAGAAGAAGAAGGAAAAGAUAAAAGAGCAGAAGAGGAAUCGAAAAGAUUCGCGCUUGUUAGGGAUUUUGAUUUGUCUGGGUUGAAGUGCAUUAGGGUUCCUAGAAGAAAUUACAUUCUUAUGGAUCCUCAUAAAAAGGUUGCACUGGAGACUGAGUUCUUUACAGAAUAUGGUGAAGCCAGCCGAUACCAAAUCCAAGAAGUUAUAGGGAAAGGAAGUUACGGGGUUGUAGCAUCUGCAAUCGACACACAUACUGGAGAAAAGGUUGCCAUUAAAAAAAUUAAUGAUGUCUUUGAGCACGUCUCUGAUGCAACACGGAUUCUAAGAGAGAUCAAGCUUCUCAGGUUGCUCCGGCAUCCUGAUAUAGUGGAGAUUAAACACGUGAUGCUUCCUCCUUCACGCCGUGAAUUCAGAGACAUUUAUGUUGUUUUCGAGUUGAUGGAAUCAGAUCUUCACCAAGUUAUCAAGGCGAAUGAUGAUCUUACACCUGAGCAUUACCAGUUUUUCCUCUACCAGCUUCUUCGUGGUCUGAAGUUUAUACACACAGCUAAUGUGUUUCAUCGUGAUUUGAAGCCUAAAAAUAUUCUAGCUAACUCUGACUGCAAGUUGAAGAUUUGCGACUUUGGGCUUGCUCGAGUGUCGUUUAAUGAUGCACCUUCGGCUAUAUUCUGGACUGACUAUGUUGCUACAAGAUGGUACCGUGCACCAGAACUUUGUGGCUCUUUCUUCUCCAAAUAUACUCCUGCCAUUGAUAUAUGGAGCAUAGGAUGCAUAUUUGCAGAAAUGCUCACUGGGAAGCCCUUGUUUCCUGGGAAGAAUGUGGUGCACCAAUUGGAUAUUAUGACUGAUUUGCUCGGUACUCCGCCUCCCGAAGCUAUAUCAAGGAUUCGUAAUGAAAAGGCGAGGAGAUACCUGGCCAAUAUGAGAAGAAAACCGCCAGUUCCAUUCACUCACAAAUUUCCUCAUGUAGACCCGUUGGCCCUUCGCUUACUGCACCGUCUUCUUGCAUUUGAUCCCAAAGACCGUCCCACAGCCGAAGAGGCACUGGCAGAUCCUUACUUCUAUGGUCUGGCAAACGUGGACCGGGAACCAUCUACUCAACCGAUUCCAAAGCUUGUGUUUGAGUUUGAAAGAAGGAAGAUAACGAAAGAAGAUGUGAGAGAAUUGAUUUAUAGAGAGAUAUUAGAGUAUCAUCCUCAGAUGCUGCAAGAAUAUCUUCGAGGUGGAGAACAGACUAGCUUCAUGUACCCAAGUGGUGUUGAUCGGUUUAAGAGACAAUUUGCACACCUUGAGGAAAAUUACGGUAAGGGUGAGAGAGGCUCACCUCUUCAACGCCAACACGCUUCUUUGCCUAGAGAGAGAGUCCCUGGUCCUAAGAAAGAUAAUGAAUCACAGAAUCACGAAAUCGAGAACAGAUCCGCAGCUUCUUUAGCCACGACCCUCGAAAGCCCUCCAACGUCACAACACGAGGGCUCAGAUUACAGGAAUGGGACGAGCUAUACUGGUUACAGCGCUCGCAGCUUGCUAAAAAGUGCCAGCAUCAGUGCAUCUAAAUGCAUUGGCGUGAAACAAAGAAACAACUCAGAGGUAAAAACCAAGAAGCAUUAUAGAGAUAUCUAUAUAGAGAAUAGAGUACAAGUUUCUAUACUCUUGUUCUUCACAUUCUUGUUUACUUUUUACAGCACGGGGAAUCAAACAAUGAUACGGUAGAUGCUUUGUCUCAAAAGGUUGCGGCUCUCCACACUUGAUUCAGAUAUUGGGGACUGAAACUUGUUGCUAACAGUAGGCGGCUGAUUCUACAAUUCGUAUACACAUCUCUCACAGAGAAAAGAAGAAAUGUUAUGAUCUUUGAUAGAUACUGAGAGACAUGAGCAAUGAACAAAACGAGUUAACCUUCAUUGGUCUUCAAUUUGUCCAUCAAUUCGAGUUGUAUUAAAAAAAAUGGAUGAAGAAUUGUGGAAAUACCCCCAGACGUUUGGCUUUACUACAUGUUAACCCCUGGAUUUAUGUCUUACAAGUAUUUGACCUUAUCAGGCGAUGAA
Messenger RNA from Camelina sativa (false flax), 2490 nucleotides. The record is from RefSeq and is a predicted model, not a curated record. Lineage: Eukaryota; Viridiplantae; Streptophyta; Magnoliopsida; Brassicales; Brassicaceae.